AUGUCCAACCAAAGUAUUGUGACUGAGUUUCUUCUCCUGGAAUUCUCUGAUAUUUGGGAGCUGCAAAUUCUAUACUUUGCAGCAUUUUUCAUCAUUUAUCUGACAUCACUGACCGGAAAUCUUCUGGUGACCAUUGUUGUAGCAUUCAACCAUAGCCUUCACACUCCAAUGUACUUUUUCCUAGUGAAUUUAUCAAUGGUAGACCUUGGUUACAUCUCAGUCACCAUCCCUAAAGCCAUAACUAAUUCCUUAUUGGCCACUUGGCAAAUUUCUUAUUCUGAAUGUUUGGCUCAGGUCUUCUUCUUUAUCUUUUUUGUUUCAUCAGAAAUCUAUCUCUUGACUGUGAUGGCCUAUGACCGAUACGUGGCCAUCUGCAAUCCACUUCAAUAUGAGCAGCUUAUGAACAAAACAGCCUGCAUUCGAAUGGUAGCCAGUGUGUGGAUUGUUAGCCUUUUUAAUGCUGCUUUGCACACCACUUGCACAUUUGCAAUAACCUUCUGUUCCAAUGUCAUCAACCAGUUUUUCUGUGAAAUCCCACAGCUUCUUCAGAUCUCUUGCUCUAAGUCAUAUGAUCUUGAAGACGGAGCUGUGCUCUUUUCUACUCUGUUUGCUGUAGCUUGUUUUGCAUUCAUUAUUAUUUCCUAUUUGCAGAUUUUUAAAGCAGUGCAGAGGAUCCCAUCUCUACAGGGAAGGAAAAAAGCCAUCUCCACUUGCCUUCCCCACCUCCUUGUCCUUUUCUUGUUCUACUUCACUGGAUGCACUGCUUUCUUAGGACCUAUCUUUACAUCUUCAGGAGAGAGGGGUCUGGUACUUACUGUGAUGUAUAUAACCAUUCCUCCCUCCAUGAAUCCCAUAAUUUAUAGUAUAAGGAAUAAAGAGAUCCUGACAGGUGUUUGGAGGCUUUUGGGCAAAAGUAAAUUUUGCAAUUUCAUGUACAAACUUGGGGUUUCAGCUUUUUUUUUUAAGAAACGAAGAAACAAGCAAAAGCGACCAACUUUUCCCAAAGCAUUUUCAAUACAAAUUACUGUGUAA
Elgaria multicarinata webbii is the source of this 1032-nucleotide messenger RNA. RefSeq names its product olfactory receptor 14I1-like. The coding region runs from base 1 to 1032 and encodes 343 amino acids. The transcript has a single exon. The record is from RefSeq and is a predicted model, not a curated record. Gene Ontology annotation, molecular function: G protein-coupled receptor activity; odorant binding; olfactory receptor activity. NCBI's taxonomy places the organism in Eukaryota, Metazoa, Chordata, Lepidosauria, Squamata, Anguidae. Gene Ontology annotation, biological process: G protein-coupled receptor signaling pathway. Gene Ontology annotation, cellular component: membrane.